UCCUUGGUCCAGUGUUGCCUCUUGCCAUGAGCGGUCCUGUCCUUAACAAUGCCAUGCAGGCUUGCCGCAGCAUGCUCCAUGGCAUCUUGAAAGUGCUGGGCCUCCGAAGUUCGAUGGAAACGAAGCCGGUACGAUGGCUUCAGCCGUUGACAAUCAGCGCAGACAAGAGGAAGCAUGAGGAAAAGAUGAUGCAGGGCAGUCUCCCACACCGGGUCGUAGCUCUAGCAGCCGAUGCGAAUGAAGAAGAACUGGCUUUGAACCUCCAUUGGAUUGGACCAGGACAGUUGAGAUGCGUAUGCAUGCUGUACAAAGAGGAUGGCAGCCUCCUGCGAAGCAUCUGGGAAGGUGAGCCAAAGGCUCCUGGCAUCCAGUACUGCAGACGGGAUCCUGAUUACGAGGAUGCAGGCGAGGAUGAGGAGGUCAGUGAGCUGCUGAAAGGCGACGCGCUGCUGCUGCGUUUGCAGAAACUGCCUGCAGAGGUCUUCGCGCUGAGCGUCGCGAUGGUUGCGACAGAGGUCUCUAUGCCUUGGGCUUCAAAGGAGGUGAUGGGGAAGUGCCAGGAGCUGGCCCUGACUUUGUCGCUGAAGCGCCAGCGCCUCUGGAAAUAUCGACAGCCACGGCCUGGAUACAGCGAUGUCUACGAAGUGAACGUCCAGUGCAGCUGCUGCCUCUAUCGCGGUCCACGGAACACCUGGCGAUUGGAACCCAUGAAUAUGCCGCUGAUGUUGUUGCAUUUGAACAAGGUGGAGGUGCCAUCUGCCUUUGCCGUUUCGGAGAUUGCCAGACACAUCACCUUGAAGAUUGGAUGGAUGAUCCAGGAGCGACGUUGGAGCACCUGUACAGAGGAGAGGGGUCUUCGUGUUUCGGGCUGAGGACAGCUGGCUUUGUCUGGAAUCUUCAACCAGCUUUGUGCUUAAUUUUCUUGCCAAGCAAACCCCUUUCGUUUUGUGUUGCUUCCUUUUUGCGCCCCCCACAAGCGUUUUUUAAGAUUCCAGUGGCUGCAUUGGUAAAGCGUCCUCAAAGGCGAAUUCAUUAGAGAAUUUUUGCAGCCACCACCCGAGUGAGCUGCACGUGAACUCAGCAUUUGAACUGCAGGCUGCAAUGAAUUCUUGGAGAAAGCA
This is a messenger RNA of Cladocopium goreaui, 1121 nucleotides long. Lineage: Eukaryota; Dinophyceae; Suessiales; Symbiodiniaceae. The record is from the annotation of a GenBank genome assembly.